UUUAUGAUAAUCCAAACUCUUCGUGACAACUUGUUUCCAUCUUGUUUUAUAAUUUAAAGCUGUUGUGAAUCGUGAUGUUCUUAGCAGUUUCCAUAAAUCCAGCUGAUAUCCCCUCCAUUGCAGGCCAACAAAACCUUGCUGGCCUGCAAAUUUGACAGUUUCUAAAAAUAUACCAUCUUUCCCAUUGAUGAUUUGUUAAAGACGAGAGGGUGCCAUUCGAUCUUCAUUGUCGUGCUUCACAAUUUGCAGAAAUGGGGUGUGGUGGAUCUAAACACUCCGUCGCCACCGAGAACACCAUUAGCCGGAAGAACUCGAAAGCGGGUUCCAAGCGGGGGCCAAGCUCCGAAGCCGUUGAAGAAACGAAAAAAGUUGACGACAAGAGGAGCUCGGAAGGCGGUUCCGAUGGGGUUGCCACGACCGUCAGCCAGAAGAACUCGAGCGUGAGGUCCAGGAAGGGGAAGAGCUCGGAAAUCGUUGAAGAAACGACGAAAGAUGAUAGCAAAACAAGCUCAUCGGAGCAACCGAAAGGCGAAAACGACAAUUCCGGCGAAGGUGUUGACGGGAAGAAGAUAGCUGAAAACACGGAACCGAAGAAGGAAGAUAAUGUGAAGAAUAAAACAAUGGAUGAAGAGAUAAAAGUAGAAACUGUGGAGGAAAUCAAGGCUGCUGCUGAAGAAACAAAAAAGGAUCAGAAACUGGAUGAAGAUUCAAAGACGGAAACUUUCAAGGAUAAAAAAGCUGUUGAAGAAACUGCAAAUGGAAAACAUGAAACUGUGAAGAAAGAGGAAGAAUCAAAACCAGCUAACGGUCCUACCAAAGCUGAAGUUUCAACAGCGGUUGAAAAACAGGAAGAAAAAGCUGCUGGUUCAUCCACAGCUGGGGAUUUGAAGAAAGAUCAGUGACAGUCAUUUAAUGUGUUUUACAUGUAUUUAUCUGAUUGAUUUUACACUUCAAUUUUCAUGUAUUGUUUGUAUUUAUAUGGUAUUCUUC
Messenger RNA from Hibiscus syriacus, 990 nucleotides. Its product is annotated as vicilin-like seed storage protein At2g18540. NCBI's taxonomy places the organism in Eukaryota, Viridiplantae, Streptophyta, Magnoliopsida, Malvales, Malvaceae. Bases 252 to 902 code for a protein of 216 amino acids. The transcript has 3 exons. The record is from RefSeq and is a predicted model, not a curated record.